AUGGAAAGCUUAAAAAGCUCUCAAACGAUGAAUGAAAAUUUCCCAGAUAACUGGGAGACUGUUUACAAUGAGAUUCGAGAGAUGAAAAAAAAAUGUAGUUGCUCCCGUGGACGUACAAGGUUCACAUACACUAGUCAAACGAAGGAUACAGUCCUUGGACCAACCAUGAAGAACUUGAAGGAAAAUUUGCCGCAAGGACUAUGUCUACGGGCAAUAAGAGAAAUUGACGAGGAUUCCUUAAACAAGCUUAUCGAAAAAGUUGGAUUCCAUAACCGUAAAACAAUUUAUUUAAAACAAAUGGCUCAAAUUCUGGAAGAGAAAUAUGAUGGUGAUAUCCCUAAAACGGUUGAAGAAUUGAUGUCUAUACCUGGUGUAGGCCCAAAGAUGGGAUAUCUUUGCAUGGGUAUUGCUUGGGACAAAAUUGUCGGCAUUGGCGUCGACGUACAUGUACACCGGAUUUCAAAUAUCUUGGGCUGGUGCCACACAAAAACAGAAGAGCAGACUCGAUUGGCUCUGCAAAGUUUUCUGCCAAAACAUCUAUGGCAUGAAGUGAAUUAUAUGCUCGUUGGUUUUGGGCAAACUAUUUGUCUUCCAAGAGGAAGGCGCUGUGAUAUUUGCACACUCGCUUCCAAGGGACUAUGUCCAAGUGCAUAUCAGGAAAAGAGUCUGGUGAGUGCAAAGCGCUCGAAAACUACGAAAAAGGUUAAGAAACGUUCUCCUACAGCUUCCCCAGAGGUUCAGGUAACUCAAGAGCAGAAGACGGAAUACGACGUAAUCCCUACUGGUCUGAAUGAACUUCCUUCUGAUGCUGUCCCGGAAAAGAAAGUUAAACUUGAGUCUUCUGUAGGUGACGAAAGUCAGAAAGAAAGCCUUAAGGAACAAAAUUACACAGAAAAUGCAGAUCAACCUUUACGACGGUAUCGAAGAACGGCUGCUGUGGCCUCUGAAUAUUUUUCUCGCCAGCAUCUUCAAGAUAUAGAAGACUUGUUUUAA
Molecule: messenger RNA, 993 nt
Organism: Schizosaccharomyces cryophilus OY26
Lineage: Eukaryota; Fungi; Ascomycota; Schizosaccharomycetes; Schizosaccharomycetales; Schizosaccharomycetaceae
Product: DNA endonuclease III
Exons: 2
Coding region: 1-993 (330 amino acids)
Biological process (GO): base-excision repair; base-excision repair, AP site formation; nucleotide-excision repair
Cellular component (GO): nucleus
Molecular function (GO): oxidized pyrimidine nucleobase lesion DNA N-glycosylase activity; DNA binding; DNA-(apurinic or apyrimidinic site) endonuclease activity
Source: RefSeq, a predicted model, not a curated record